Molecule: messenger RNA, 1587 nt
Organism: Fonsecaea nubica
Lineage: Eukaryota; Fungi; Ascomycota; Eurotiomycetes; Chaetothyriales; Herpotrichiellaceae
Exons: 1
Coding region: 1-1587 (528 amino acids)
Biological process (GO): mitochondrial translational initiation
Cellular component (GO): mitochondrial small ribosomal subunit
Molecular function (GO): structural constituent of ribosome
Source: RefSeq, a predicted model, not a curated record
AUGACUGCUGCUCGUCUGUCACCAGCAGCAAGCUUGCUACGCAAUUCCAGACUCUUCGCCAUUCCAGCUGCUAUACCUCUGCCAGCGAUAGAACCUUCAUCAGAACCCAUAUCAUACUCAGAUUCCGCAACCACCCCGUACCCGACUCGAGCUGCCCUCGAAACACCCCUAUCAUCACUCAAUCAAGGAGAUUGGGGUUUGAAAAGACCGCUGCCGAUCAAAACUACUACGAAGUCCGGCACCCCUCUUGUGCGAUUUCAACGAGGAAUCGACACCCCCGAACAUGUGGUCGACUUCGAGUCCGCCGCAGAUCAUGUCCUUACGUUGCGCAAGUACCAGGAGCUAAAUCUGAGGGUGGUAUUGCCUGCGCCAAGGGAUCGGAAGUCAACAUUGAAUACACAACGAACGAGUGCUUUCGACUCGGAAGUUGACCACACUGCAGACAAGCCUCCCUCAAUACCUGACGGAGGCGCAUCCACAUCAUGGUUAGACGAGAGCCCAUCAGAACGAGCAAAGCGGAUGCCGCAGCAUCUCAGAGAUACACUCGAAAAUAUUGCGCAAGAAAGAGCUGGUACAACAAAAUCUGGACAUGAAACUACUCCAAUCCAACCACAGCCCGCUUCCUCUUUGGCUUCACCAGCAACACAAACUGCCCGCAGAUGGCGGUACUCUGGACCUUAUCUGGCGGGGCUGAACGGUAUGGAAUUUGAUUCUUUCCUGAAAGGUAUUACCAGGGAGAAAAGGGCUGCAUUUAGACAGUUGGUCAAGAAUCACUUAGCUGAGCAGCGAGCUUCUGAUCAGCGCUUGAAAGCUCUUGAGGAAGGCCAGGCAGAUACUGCUCCACAGACCCAGUCAGAACUCUCAGACCGGGAAGUUACAGAGCACCUCCGAUAUUUGCGAUCAGAACCAGGUAAAUUUGGACCUCUCAUUGCCGAAUUCUUCGAUCUGGCUGAUGGUCCAAAACCAUCAUCGGAUACCACCGAUCCUUGGUCAUAUGGCCGUGAUACUGUGUCGGCGGAUCUCUACAAAGAAUCUGGACCCCCCCGCACACAUCCAUCUGCAGGCUUAUCCUACGUCAAGACAGAAAUGUUUGCAGCCAACGAUGCCGUCACAGGGCCCAGAGGGACACGAUCACCCGUUGCAGCUCGCCUUCUACGAUCGAUUCAGUCUACUCAUAACAAGCAUAUCCCAUUCGUGGGUGUGGCUGGAUUUGUUGUUCCGCAGCCCACAAACCCUGGUAUUUCGGAACAGAACUGGAAGUGGGCACCGGUCAAAGACGGACCUAAACUCGUGGUAACGCCUACUGCGACCAGCAUCUCGCAGGCUGGUAAAGUUGAGAUUCAGACUCGGAUGCAGCCUGACUGGGUUGUGGAGGACGAUGUGCCUGUCAAUAUCGCUGAGAGACGAACCCCAAAGGAUGCUUCGACUCCCAAGCGCUCCAUUUCUUCUCAAUUGCCGACUUUUGGGCGCAAAGGAACUCCUGUUAGACGGCAACGGCCAGCCCCGGAACCCAGCCAGAGUAUCGACGAAGAGAUAGGGUUUUUGUUGCGGGCGAACUCGAAAUACAAGGCGAGCAAGCCUACUUGA